UCAUGGCGAUGCUAGACAUAUGGGCAGGCAUCGGUCAGGGAUGAGGCGGGGUGGGGCAGAAGACACGGUUCAGAUAGCAGGUUCUCGCCUGCCCGAUUGUUCGCACGCUUGUGGAUCGUGCAAGCCUUGUCGGUUGGUGAUGGUUAGCUUUGUUUGUUCUACUAUUGAAGAGGCUGAGACAUGUCCUAUGGCUUACAAAUGCAUGUGUCGUAACAAGUCCUACCCUGUUCCAUGAUCAACCCUAAUUCACAUUAUUAUAAUAAAAUGUUUUCUUUUCUUUU
Messenger RNA from Impatiens glandulifera, 281 nucleotides. RefSeq names its product protein EPIDERMAL PATTERNING FACTOR 1. Lineage: Eukaryota; Viridiplantae; Streptophyta; Magnoliopsida; Ericales; Balsaminaceae. The transcript has a single exon. Gene Ontology annotation, biological process: guard cell differentiation; stomatal complex development. Bases 20 to 235 code for a protein of 71 amino acids. The record is from RefSeq and is a predicted model, not a curated record.